Molecule: messenger RNA, 6118 nt
Organism: Sus scrofa (pig)
Lineage: Eukaryota; Metazoa; Chordata; Mammalia; Artiodactyla; Suidae
Source: RefSeq, a predicted model, not a curated record
GACCCUUCUGGGAGCAGCGUGAGCAGCACCGCUGCGGGAGCAGUGAGACCGCACUCGUCCCGGCGGUCAACAUCAAGAUGCUGCCGGUGUACCCGGAGCCGAAGCACAACCCGCUGGGGGAUGCGAACAUCUGCUCGCGCCUGUUGUUCUGGUGGCUAACCCCCCUGUUGCGAGUUGGCUACAAGCGGAGGUUAGAGGAAGAUGACAUGUACUCGGUGCUUCCAGAAGAUCGCUCCGCACACCUUGGAAAGAGCUGCAGGGUGAGUAGCAGGUACUGGGAUGGAGAAGUUUCGAGAGCUGAGAAAGACGCACAGGAGCCUUCUUUAACGAAAGCCAUCAUCAAGUGUUACUGGAAACCCUAUUUAGUUGGGGAAUUAGAAGCAAGUACCAGGCUGAUGAUGAACCUGGAGCUCCUGGAGGCCACCCCUGAAGAGAACAGAUCAGCCAGCGAGCUCCCGGCAGGCCCGGCCCCUGUGUGCACCUCCACGGGGACUGCAGGUGGGGAGGACAGGUCUCUGCCUGCCCAGGAUCCUCAGGGUGGCAAGGAGGAGCCUUCAGCUGCUUCAUGGGCCAGAGACACACAGGAAGGCACCAGAAUAGUUCAGCCUGUACUUUUGGGGAAAAUUAUUAGUUAUUUGGAAUACUAUGAUCCCAGUGAUUCUGCCGCCUUCCGUGAAGCCUUGGCCUACGCCGCAGGGCUGAGCGCCUGCGUGCUCACCUGGGCCUUUCUGCACCACUUGUACUUCUAUCACAUUCAGCGUGUGGGGAUGAGGCUGAGGGUAGCCGUGUGCCACAUGAUUUACCGCAAGGCACUUCGCCUGAGCAACUUGGCCAUGAGGGAGGCCAGCACCGGCCAGAUAGUCAAUCUGCUGUCCAAUGACGUGAACAGGUUUGACCAGGUGACGAUGUUCCUGCACUUUCUGUGGGUGGGGCCUCUGCAGACUGUUGUGGUGACUGCCCUGCUCUGGAUGGAAGUAGGAAUAUCGUGUCUUGCGGGGAUGGCAGUUCUAAUUCUUCUCCUGCUUUUGCAAAGCUGCAUUGGGAAGUCGUUUUCAUCACGCCGGAGUAAGACCGCAGCUUACACAGACGACAGGAUCAGGUCUGUGAGUGAAGUUAUAACUGGCAUCAGAACAGUAAAAAUGUACACUUGGGAAAAGUCAUUUGCGGAUCUUAUUGCCAGAUUGAGAAGGAAGGAAAUUUCCAAGAUUCUGACCAGUUCCUACCUUAGAGGACUGAAUUUGGCCUCAUUUUUUGCUCUGAGCAAAAUCAUGAUUUUUGUCACCUUCUUUGCCAAUGCACUCCUUGGCAACGUGAUCACAGCCAGCCAAGUGUUUGUGGUGGUGACACUGUUCGAGGCUCUGCGGUUGACGGGCACCCUCCACCUCCCCAUGGCCGUCGAGAAGGUGUCCGAGGCGGUCGUCAGCAUCCAAAGAGUCAAGAACUUUCUGUUACUCGAGGAGACAUCACAGCACAACCCUCAGCUGCCAUCAGAUGGUGAAACGAUAGUACAGUUGCAAGAUUUCACUGCUUUUUGGGACAAGGCCUCAGGAAUUCCAACCCUCCAAGGCCUUUCCUUUACUGUCAGACCCGGGGAACUGUUAGCUGUGGUUGGACCUGUGGGAGCAGGAAAGUCGUCACUGUUGAGUGCGGUGCUGGGGGAGCUGCCCCAGAGUCAGGGGGAGGUCACCGUGCGCGGGAGGAUCGCGUAUGUUCCUCAGCAGCCCUGGCUGUUUCCAGGAACCGUGAGGAGUAAUAUUUUAUUUGGGAAGAAAUAUGAAAAAGACCGAUAUGAAAAAGUACUAAAGGCUUGUGCUCUGGAAGAGCUUUUGGAGGCUGGGGAUCAAACUGUGGUUGGAGACCGUGGAACCCCACUGAGCGCAGGGCAGAAAGCCCGCAUCAGCCUCGCAAGAGCCGUGUAUCAGGACGCGGACAUCUACCUCCUGGACGACCCGCUCAGCGCCGUCGAUGCAGGGGUCAGCAGGCACUUGUUUGAACAGUGUAUCCGCCAAGCCUUGCAUGAGAAGAUCACAAUCUUAGUGACCCAUCAGCUGCAGUACCUAAAGGAUGCAAGCCAGAUUCUGAUAUUGAAAGAUGGCAAAAUUAUGAAAAAGGGGACUUUUGCCGAGUUUCCAAAACCUGGGGUAGAUUUUGAAGAUAUCCUUUUAAAGACGAAUGAAGAGGCUGAACCAUCUCGAGUUCCAGACUCUCCCACUCUGAGGGGUCAGCCCUCCGAAUCUUCUGUUCAGCCUCAAGAGUCUCCCAGACCCUCGCUGGAAGAUGCUGCCCCUGAGGACCAAGAUACUGAGACUAUACAGGUUACCUUGUCACUGGAAAGCCGUUCAGAGGGAAAAGUUGAUUUUAAGGCCUACAAGGAUUACUUCACAGCUGGUGCUCACUGGAAUAUCAUCAUUUUGCUUAUUCUCGUAAACAUCGCAGCUCAGGUGUCCUACGUCCUUCAGGAUUGGUGGCUCUCUUCCUGGGCAAAUGAACAGAGUACCCUGUAUGCCACGGCACAUGGAAAAGGAAAAGAAAUUUUGGUACCUGAUCCUGGCUGGUACUUUACACCUUAUUCAGUUCUCACUGCAGGUACCGUGCUAUUUGGCAUCUCGAGGUCUCUGUUGAUGUUCUACAUCCUUGUUAAUUCUUCACAAACUCUGCACAAGCAAAUGUUGGAGUCCGUUUUGAGAGCUCCGGUGUUGUUCUUCGAUAGACAUCCGACAGGAAGAAUUUUAAAUCGUUUCUCCAAAGACACUGGGCAUAUGGAUGACUUGCUGCCCCAGAUAAUUCAAGAUUUCGUGCAGACAUUUCUUCUUGUGAUGGGUGUGGUGGGCAUCAUGGUGGUGGUGAUUCCUUGGACCGCAAUUCUCCUGAUUCCACUUGGCAUCAUUUUCUUUGUUCUUCGGAGAUAUUUCUUAGAGACGUCUCGAGAUGUGAAACGCCUGGAAUGCGCAACUCGGAGCCCGGUCUUUUCCCACCUAGCAUCUUCUCUCCAGGGACGCUGGACCAUCCGGGCGUUCAAAGCCCAACAGAGGUUUCAGGAGCUGUUUGACACUCACCAGGAUUUGCACUCAGAGGCCUGGUUCUUGUUUCUGACCACGUCCCGAUGGUUCGCCCUGUGCCUGGAUGCCGUCUGUGCCAUCUUUGUCAUUGUUGUUGCCUUUGCGUCCCUGUUUCUGGCAGAAACUUUGAAUGUCGGGCAGGUGGGCCUGGUGCUGUCUCUCGCCCUCACGUUCACGGUGAUGGUCCCGCGGUGCGUCAGGCAAAGUGCCGAAGCCGAGACUAUGAUGAUUUCAGUAGAAAGAGUGACUGAAUAUCUAGACCUUGAGAAAGAAGCACCCUGGGAAUACAAGCAUCGUCCGCCACCGUCCUGGCCCCAACAAGGAGAUAUUGACUUUAGUAAUGUGAGCUUCAGGUACAGCUCAGAUGGGCCUCUGGUCUUGAAGGACCUGAUACCAUUGAUUGACUUAAGAAAAAAGGUUGGCAUUGUGGGAAGAACAGGAGCUGGAAAAAGUUCCCUCGUCUCGGCCCUUUUCAGAUUGUCACGACCCAAAGGUGAAAUUUGGAUUGAUGGGAUCUGGACAGCCACCAUUGGACUUCACGAUUUAAGGAAGAAAAUGACAGUCGUACCUCAGGAACCUGUUUUAUUCAUUGGAACAAUGAGGAAAAAUCUGGAUCCCUUUAAUGAGCAUACGGAUGAGGAACUGUGGAAUGCCUUAGAAGAGGUUCAGCUUAAAGAAGCCGUUGAAGGUCUCCCUGGGAGACUGAAUACUGAAUUAGCAGAAUCUGGAUCAAACUUGAGUGCUGGACAGAGACAGCUGGUGUCCUUUGCCAGGGCUAUUCUCAGGAAAAAUCAGAUAUUGAUUAUUGACAAAGCCACAUCUAAUGUGGAUACAAGAACUGAUGAGUUAAUUAAGAAAAAAGUCCGUGAGAAAUUUGCCCAGUCCAUUGUGUUAACCAUCACAAACAGGUUGAGAACUGUUAUUGACAGCGAAUCUGUAAUGGUUUUGGAUUCAGGAAGACGGGUAGAAUUCAGUCGGCCGUAUAAGUUGCUGCAAAAUAGAAACAGCCUAUUUUACAAGAUGGUGCAACACCUGGGGGAGGCCGAGGCCGCUGCCCUCACUGAGACAGCAACACAGGUGCACAUGGAAAGGAAAUAGCCAGAAAUUACUCACAACAGCCACACGGUCUGAACGUUUCCAGAGGACGGGCCUCCGCCUGAACAGUGUGGGGGCAGCACUGUGAUCCUGCCGUGAGGGCAGGUGUGCUCCAGAGGCAUUUCUCCAAGUUUUUGCAUUGCAUAAACUGUAUUUUACUUUUUUUUAAUACCAGCAACAAAUAUUUACACAUACAGGAUGUUAGUUUAUUUUUUUUUCUUACACCUUCACCCGGUGAUUGCAAGCUCUUACAAAAAUGAUUUGUUAUUUUUAUUUAUAUGUUACACUUUUUUUUCUUAUCCAAAUCAGGGCUCAGGCCACCAAUAAAACUGUCUCUCAGGUUUUGUGCCUCAGAGACUCCAGAGCAAAGCUUAUUUUCUAAGCUAUAAGACAGAGUUGUCCCAGAGGUGUUUACUGCUCCUCCCUUCCCCCAAUUACAUCCUACUACUUUCCAGUUAUAUCAGGGAUCCUGUUCACCUGAAGACUGUGUAAAGUUGUCAUUUUCACUCAUUUCUUCCUUUAACAGAACUAGGAUCCAUUAUUCCACCCAAAUACUUCACAGGAAAAACAAAAAAUAUAUACUUUAGUUUGUGACAUUAUGGAAGAGAGGUGCCCCCCCUCCAAAACAUAAAAAGACCUGUGGUUAAGAUAGAGGACAGUCUUUAUAUGGUCUAAGAGAAGGAAGAGAAAUAUCCUCCAGAGGGAUUUGAUAAUGAAGGACACACAUGUGACUGAUCGUCUUCUGGAUGGAGGGUUUUAUUUUUUACACUUUUAUUGUGGUAAAAUGUAUUUAACGUCAAAUAAGCCUACAAUUCAGUCGCCUUAAUGGCAUUCACAGUGUUGUGCAACAAUCAAUGUCUGGUUAAUUUUUGGUAAUUAUCUUAGUACUAUUCAGGUUUUUUUUUUUUUUGUCUCUUUUUGUCUUUUUUAAGGCCUGCACCCAUGGCAUAUGAAAGUUCCCAGGCGAGGGUUGAAUUGGAGCUGCAGCCGCCAACCUACACCACAGCCCCAGCAACGCCAGAUCCAAGCCAUGUCUGUGGCCUACACCACAGCUCAUGCAAUGCCAGAUGUGUAACCCACUGAGUGAGCCCAGGGAUUGAACCUGCAUCCUCGUGGAUCCUAGUCAGGAUUGUUAACUGCUGAGCCAUGAAUGGAACUCUGCAGUGUGUUUUUUUUACAGAUUCAUUUUGGUAAGUUUUAUUUCUCUAGGAGGGAUCUAUUUCCUGUGAAUUUUGAGCUUGAUUGGUAUAAAGUUAACCAUAAUAUCUUCUACAUUUAAUCUCUGCAGCAUCUAUAAUUGUGUUCAUUUUGGCUUAUUAAUUUUCUUUGGGCCUUCUCUCUAAGAAUAAUCUUACAUGACUUUUGCCUAUUAAUUUUCAAGAGUCAGUUUUUUGCUUAAUUGAUCUUUGUUUUUUAAAAUUUUUAGUUAGUCAUAAUAUUCUUCUUUUAACUUUUCAUUUCCUUAGAGAUUUUUUUCUCAAAAUUCUUAAAUUGGAAACAAUAUCAAUUAUUUUUCUAAUGUCAGUAGAUGAAGCCUACUUUUCUAAGACCCACUUUAGCUUCAACCUACAGGUUUAGUACUUGUCAAUAACCAUAGUGUUAUAUAUUUUCUAAUUUCUAAUUUAAUUAUUAGUUAUGUAUUUUACCCACAUGUUAUUCCUAAGCAUAAUGUCUCUUAAAUUUCAAAGGCUGAUUCAUUUUUUUCUAUUAGCUUGAAGCAUAUGGAACAUAACGUAGUUUUAACCUAUCAAAUGGCAGUUUUCUAUGGUUCAACAUGAUAGUUUUCUUUGGUUAAUAUUUAUCUUAAUUUCAUUUUAGUCAGAGACAUUAUGGAUUUUAAACCAAAGCUAACCGUGUUCAUUCCCAAAGUCCUGUUUCUGCAAUUUUGUAUCUCUUUGGGGAUUUUAAAGUUGUAAGUAUGUGAAUAACUAAUAAUUUUCAAAUAAAAAUCCUGAACACUGGAA